This is a messenger RNA of Nicotiana tabacum (common tobacco), 1296 nucleotides long. RefSeq names its product zeatin O-glucosyltransferase-like. The record is from RefSeq and is a predicted model, not a curated record. Gene Ontology annotation, molecular function: UDP-glycosyltransferase activity. NCBI's taxonomy places the organism in Eukaryota, Viridiplantae, Streptophyta, Magnoliopsida, Solanales, Solanaceae.
AUGGAGUUGAUUUGUUUGUCAAAUAUCGAUUAUAUUGAAGCGCACAUGAACUUAGGAUAUUAUGGAGUCAUUUUUGUAUUGAUGAUAUUACUGCUUUCUGGUUCCAUUAUCACUUCCUAUCCUAGUUGUCGCAAUAUAUUUUCACUGGCUCAGCAUGAAGAUCUUCAAGCAUGCAUAGCUCAGUCGAGUUCAGUAUAUCAACUGAAGCAACCGAAAAGACUGAAGAGCUCCGCCUCUGUGCAUCCUAUGGACAAUCUGUCGCCAACUACUCCUGCUCAAGUUGUAUAUUUGAAGAAAAAAGACAGUCUGGAUGUUUCUUCCAUUUCAAAUGCAGAGUCCUAUGCCUUCAAUUGCAUCUCUGCUUUCACUCAAUUGUUUAGCUUUUGGGAAGCUAUUGGAAGACCUUUUCCAGUUGAGGGAAUGCCAAAAAAUCUACCAUCAAUGGAAGGCUGUUUUUCCUUUGAAAUCAUGAAUUUUAUGGCUUAUCAGUAUGAGUUUAUGCACUAUAGAUCAGGAGAUAUAUUCAAUUCAUGCAGAUUGAUUGAAGGAACUUAUGUUGAUAUGUUAAACAAGUUGGAAAUGAAUGCAAACAAGAAGCAAUGGGUUGUUGGACCUAUACUACCAGAUUUAACAAUGGUUGCAGGCAAAGAUUCAAGAAACAGGCACAAAAGCUUGGAAUGGCUAGAUAAACAAGCUCCAAAAUCUGUUCUUUACAUCUCUUUUGGAUCGGCAACUACAAUGACCAAUGAACAAAUUCAAGAAUUGGCUAUGGGGUUAGAAAAGAGCAAGCAAAAGUUUUUGUGGGUGUUGAGAGAUGCAGAUAAAGGAAAUGUUUUUGAUGGAGAAACAAGAAAAGCAAGAAUACCAAAAGGGUAUGAAGAAAGAAUGGAAGGAAUAGGUAUGGUUGUAACAGAUUGGGCACCACAGUUAGAAAUCUUGGGACACAUUUCUAUUGGCGGAUUUAUGAGUCACUGUGGUUGGAAUUCAUGCAUGGAAAGUAUUACAAUGGGAGUUCCAAUAUUAGCUUGGCCAAUGCACUCUGAACAACCAUGGAAUGCUUCACUAAUAAUUGAUAUUUUAGAAGUUGGUAUUCCAGCGACAGAAGAAGCACACCAAAUGGAAUUGGUUAACUCAUUAACAAUUGAGAAAGUUGUAAAUAGAUUGAUGGUGUCUAAAAAAGGGAAGGAGAUGAGAAGUAGGGCUGAGAAUUUGGGUAGAGAAGUUUGGCAAUCAAGAAAUGAAGGAGGUGUUUCUCAACUAGAGCUCAACUCCUUCAUUGCUCAUAUUAGCAGAUAG